GAGGACCACGAGACAUCCCUUGUGCACGACCACCACCUCCCCACCCAUUCAUGCCUGUCUUCGAGCGAGACGACACAGAGACUAUCAUCAGCGAGUUCAGACGCCUUGCCAUCCAGGAGGGCUGGAAGAAGAAGAGCAAGAUCUACAAAGAGGAGCGGAAGAAGUUCAUCGGAAAGGCUGCUGUUGAGGACUUUGAAAAGGAGUUUGGGACCAAUGCGGGGAGCUUGCAGUCAUGGCAGAGCUUGUGCAAACGACUGGAGCUUCUAAACGAUGACGAUGAGCUUCCAACGAGCAUCAAGCAGUGCAAAGCGAUACUCAAAGGCGUGUACGUCAAUCUUGUCGACCUUGUUGAUGCACGCAAGGCAAAUGGAACUGUGAACAUCUUCGGUUCACCCAAAGAGCUCUCCAAAUACAUCAAACGCACAAAGAAGAUGUUUCCAAGAGAGAAGGCGAAGUCGAGCCCACUUUUGAAACAAUUUCUCAUAACUGUCACCUAA
Molecule: messenger RNA, 497 nt
Organism: Heterobasidion irregulare TC 32-1
Lineage: Eukaryota; Fungi; Basidiomycota; Agaricomycetes; Russulales; Bondarzewiaceae
Exons: 2
Coding region: 51-497 (148 amino acids)
Source: RefSeq, a predicted model, not a curated record